Messenger RNA from Ilyonectria robusta, 2420 nucleotides. RefSeq names its product putative glutaryl-CoA dehydrogenase. Lineage: Eukaryota; Fungi; Ascomycota; Sordariomycetes; Hypocreales; Nectriaceae. Gene Ontology annotation, biological process: fatty acid beta-oxidation using acyl-CoA dehydrogenase; fatty-acyl-CoA biosynthetic process. The record is from RefSeq and is a predicted model, not a curated record. The coding region runs from base 370 to 2046 and encodes 558 amino acids. The transcript has 7 exons. Gene Ontology annotation, molecular function: fatty-acyl-CoA binding; glutaryl-CoA dehydrogenase activity; flavin adenine dinucleotide binding. Gene Ontology annotation, cellular component: mitochondrial inner membrane.
GUCGGCGUAGCGUCACUCGGAACCGAAACAGGUAGCUCACAGCGCUACCAUCGGCUGCCCACGCCGCGAAUCCAAUAAUGGCGGCCGUUGGUUGGUUGCAUUUAGAGCCGUGGUGCCUCGGCUCCGAGAGUACGGGGUUGGCCUCACUAGACCUGGAGAAAGCUGGUGUUCCUUCACGAUUGCGGCCCGGUCUACGUCGGAUGACUUCAUUCAAUUGGCAGCUUUUCCCGGUCCCAGAACUGUCUCGUGCCGUAUCUUUAAAUAAAACAUCCAUCUCAACCUCAAUCGAACUCAUCUUUGACGUCUUCAAAUACCACCGUCUCUUCUUGAGUCCUUUUGUCUUCCCAAUCGCCACUCCACCAACUCACAAUGUUCCGACCAAUUCUCAGGACAUGCACCAGAAGCUCGCGGGCCAUGGCUCCCAUGAGGGCAUGCGCUACGCGGAGCUUCGCCUCUGCAAAGGGCCCGGCCUUCAACUGGGAGGAUCCCCUCAACACCCAGAACCUCUUGACUGAGGAGGAGAUUGCCAUUGGCGAGACGGCAGAGCGAUAUUGCCAAGAGCAAUUGCAGCCCCGCGUGCUACAGGCCUAUCGCGACGAGAACUAUGACCCCAAGAUCCUCGAGGAAAUGGGCGAGCUGGGCCUUUUGGGCGCCAGCAUCCAGGGCUAUGGCUGCGCCGGCGUCUCGUCCGUUGCCGGAGGCCUGAUCACGAGAGCUGUGGAGCGUGUCGACAGCGGUUACCGUUCCGGCAUGUCGGUCCAAUCCUCCCUGGUUAUGGGUGGCAUCGCCGAGCACGGCACCGAGGAGCAGAAGGAGAGGUUUUUGCCUGAGAUGGCCAAGGGAAAGCUCCUGGGUGCCUUUGGCUUGACCGAGCCUAACCACGGCAGUGACCCGGGCAGCAUGGAGACGGUGGCCAGGCCACAUCCGACGAAGAAGGGAUACUUCCUGCUGAGCGGUGCUAAGACCUGGAUCACCAACAGCCCUAUUGCCGACGUGUUGAUGGUUUGGGCCAAGCUUCAGGAGACGGGCAAGAUCCGAGGCUUCCUGGUGGAGCGCAAGGACUGCCCCCCAGGAACCCUGGAGACGCCAGCUAUCAAGGACAAGAACGGCCUGCGAGCCUCCAUCACCGGUAUGAUCCAGCUCGACGACUGCCCCGUGCCUGUAGAGAACAUGUUUCCCGAUGUUGAGGGCUUGACCGGCCCCUUCAGCUGCCUCAACAACGCCCGGUACGGCAUCGCCCUCGGCGUGAUGGGUGCUCUGGAGGACUGCAUUGCGCGUGCGAGGACCUACUCCCUCGAGCGAAAGCAGUUCAAGGGCAACCCUCUGGCCAAGUACCAGCUCAUCCAGAAGAAGCUCGCCGACGCCGCCACGGAUGCCGCGUAUGGCACCCUGGCCGCCAUCCAGGUCGGCCGCCUCAAGGACGAGGGCAAGGUGACGCCCGAGAUGAUCAGCAUGAUCAAGCGCCAGAACUGCGACACCGCGUUGAAGAACGCCCGAGUGCUCCAGGAGAUUUUCGGAGGAAACGCCGUGAGCGACGAGUACGCCAUCGGCCGUCACGUGAGCAACCUCUUCGUGACGCAGACAUAUGAGGGACAGAGCGAUAUUCACAGUUUGAUUUUGGGACGGGCCAUUACCGGGGUCCAGGCAGACCCCCCGUCCUCGUGCUCUGCCGGCCCCGUCGGCGAGGAUCUGUUCCACUGGCAAGCCACGAUCAUGGGACCCAGCGAUUCCCCCUACUCUGGCGGCGUUUUCUUCCUUGCGAUCCACUUCCCUACCGACUACCCUUUCAAGCCCCCGAAGGUCAACUUCACUACCCGCAUCUAUCACCCCAACAUCAAUUCCAACGGCAGCAUCUGCCUCGAUAUUCUGCGUGACCAAUGGAGCCCUGCUCUGACCAUUUCCAAAGUCCUCCUGUCCAUCUGCUCGAUGCUGACGGAUCCCAACCCUGAUGACCCGCUUGUGCCCGAGAUCGCCCACGUGUACAAGACCGACCGACCCCGAUACGAGGCUACGGCGCGGGAGUGGACCCGAAAGUAUGCCAUUUAGCGUUCGCAAUGAGACCGGCGGCGGUUAGACCCUGGCAUGGAUUGCCCUCCCGUUCAUGAAGGCGACGUGGAAACUGAUUAAAUUAAUGCUUCGCAUGCGGUUGCGAAAUGCCCUUGGGUCAUGAGUGGUAUUAUUGGCGUUGUUACCGAAUCAUCGCUGGAACUUAUGGCUGUCGUGGCAGGCAGCGACGAUGAGGAGUAGCUUACGGCGAUUGAGGGAGGAAGGACAAACCAGACAGUCAGAUCAGCUACUAAGGGAUUUCAUGCGGCUGGGCUUUGGGUUUGCAUUGACGAGUGUUUUUGACAUCCAGAAACAGGCAGCGUAUACAAUUUGUCUCUAGCCAUAAAGGGUGCAACAUUAACGAAGUUCCGAUU